GGUGGGACCCACACAAAAGUACAGUACACCCAGUGCUUGCCAUUCUUGUCAACCGCGCCCUGCUCACUCACUUGUCUGACCUUUGAGACUUUGGCUGGCAACCACGUUCGCAUCUGCGACGUCACCACGGGGCCACCAAUAUCAAGGACAGCCGCCUCGACAACCUUGACCCUCGUUGUCUUUGUGUGUCCUAUUGUGCCAAAGAUGGAGCGUCACACGCAGGCUGUCAGGCUCAUCUCCUCGACGGUGCGCUCCUUCUUUGAGCGCUCCGAGCCAUACCGCAUCUUUCACGGCAGCACAAACUCGACCCGGCCAUCCCACCUCAAGUCCGGUGCCCGCUUCGUCGACAUCAGCGCCCUGUCCAAUGUCCUCGAGGUCAAUACGGCCAACCGUGUCGCCUUUGUUGAGCCCAAUGUCCCCAUGGACCGCCUCGUCGAGCACACGCUCAAGUACGGCCUCGUGCCCCCGGUCGUCAUGGAGUUCCCAGGAAUCACUGCUGGUGGCGGCUAUGCGGGCACCGCGGGCGAGAGCUCCAGCUUCCGCCACGGCUACUUUGACGACAACGUCCUCUCUGUCGAGAUGGUCCUGCCGGACGGCCAGAUCAUCGAGGCCAAGCCCGACGACGGCCAUCCUUAUCAGGACCUGUUCAAGGGCGCUGCGGGCUCCGUCGGCACACUGGGCGUCACGACCCUGCUUCAGCUGCGUCUCAUCGACGCCAAGCGCUAUGUCCGCACCACGUACCGCAGGACCAGCAGCGUGGCCGAGGCCAUCGCUGCCGUCAAGGAGGAGUGCGCCAACAAGGACAACGACUACGUCGACGGCAUCCUGUACUCCAAGGACCACGGCGUCGUCGUGACCGGCCAGAUGACCGAUGAGCUGCCUUCGCCGUCCGAAAAGGUUCAGACCUUUAGCGGAGCCUGGGACCCUUGGUUCUACAUGCACGUUCAGGAGCGGACAAAGGCGCUCCCUUCAUCCAUGGCAGCCACCUCCUCUUCGUCGUCCUCCUCCUCACAGCAGCUUCUCGCCCAGGGGUCCGUGACAGAAUACGUUCCCCUGGCCGAGUACCUCUUCCGCUACGACCGCGGCGGCUUCUGGGUCGGCGCGGCGGCGUUCAAGUACUUCCGCCCGGUCCCCUUCACGCGCUUCUUCCGGUGGUUCCUCGACGACUUCCUGCACACGCGCAUGCUGUACCGCGCGCUGCACGCCUCGGGCGAGAGCGGGCGCUUCGUCGUGCAGGACCUCGGCAUCCCCUACGACACGGCGGAGCAGUUCAUCGACUACACCUCGGACAAGCUCGGCAUCUGGCCCUUGUGGCUGUGCCCGCUCAAAACGCCCGCCGGGCCGGGGACCUUUCACCCGCACCUGCGCGGCGCCCGCGCCACCCCGCAGGGCCAGACGGGCGAGAUGCUCAACGUCGGCCUCUGGGGCUGGGGCCCCUCGGACCCGGACGCCUUCGUCCAGGCGAACCGCAGCAUCGAGGACAAGGUCGCCGAGCUGGGCGGCACCAAGUGGUUCUACGCGCACACGUACUACAGCGAGGCCGAGUUCUGGCGCGUCUACGGGCCCCGGGCCUGGUACGACGCCCUGCGCGCAAAGUACCGCGCGGCCAGCCUGCCCAGCGUCUACGACAAGGUCAAGGUCAAGAUCAACCCGCGCAAGGAGUCGGGCUGGAAGCCCUGGCUCAAGGCAAAGUGGCCCGUCGGCGGCGUCUGGGGCAUCUGGAAGGGCAUCAAGUCGCGCGACUACAUGCUCCACCGCAAUGCCACGUGGAAGUGGGAUCACAAGGCCAAGGAGCACAUGGUUGUCUUGCAGAGCCGCAAGGCCAUCGCAGGGCACAAGGCCAAGCAGACGUGAUGAGAUUGUCCCGCCUGCGACGAAUUUCCGGUUUUGAGGGCGUAGGACGAAUGCCCAUGUAGAACAGACUUGUAGACUAGAUCGAGUAUGACGGUUCAAUAGAUAAAAAGCGUGAUGCUGCUAGAAAAAACAAAACAUUUCACGUUCCAGGUGCCAGAUGCU
This is a messenger RNA of Microdochium trichocladiopsis, 2016 nucleotides long. RefSeq lists its product as uncharacterized. The transcript has a single exon. The coding region runs from base 205 to 1854 and encodes 549 amino acids. The record is from RefSeq and is a predicted model, not a curated record. Gene Ontology annotation, molecular function: Delta24(24-1) sterol reductase activity; FAD binding. Lineage: Eukaryota; Fungi; Ascomycota; Sordariomycetes; Xylariales; Microdochiaceae. Gene Ontology annotation, biological process: steroid metabolic process. Gene Ontology annotation, cellular component: membrane; cytoplasm.